This is a messenger RNA of Colletotrichum higginsianum IMI 349063, 576 nucleotides long. RefSeq names its product glutathione-dependent formaldehyde-activating enzyme. Lineage: Eukaryota; Fungi; Ascomycota; Sordariomycetes; Glomerellales; Glomerellaceae. Bases 1 to 576 code for a protein of 191 amino acids. Gene Ontology annotation, molecular function: zinc ion binding; S-(hydroxymethyl)glutathione synthase activity. The transcript has a single exon. The record is from RefSeq and is a predicted model, not a curated record. Gene Ontology annotation, biological process: formaldehyde catabolic process.
AUGGCGCCGUCUCUUCAUCCAUUGAUCGAUAAUGGUCUGACCAAAGGGAACCCCAACUUCUCCGGGGGCAAGCUCCGCUGCCACUGCAAGAGCAGGCCGGUGGAGGUCACACUCGGAGGCAACGUCGCCCACAACCACGCCUGCGGAUGCUCCAAAUGCUGGAAGCCCUCCGGCGCCCUCUUCUCUGUCGUCGGCGUUAUCUCCAGAGACCAGGUCAAGGUCACGGCCAACGGAGACAAGCUCCGCAUCAUCGACGACUCGGCAGUCAUUCUCCGAAACGCCUGCAGGGAGUGCGGGGUUCACCUGUUCGGCCGUAUCGAAAAGCCUCACGCGUUCAAAGGCUUGGACUUUGUCCAUGUCGAGCUGUCGGACCAGAAGGGGUGGCAGGAGCCUCAGUUCGCCGCUUUCGUGUCGUCCAUUAUUGAGCAGGGAUUCCACCCCAAUGGCAUCGACGAAGUUCGCAGCAAGUUCAAGUCCCUUGGCUUGGAGACAUACGACGCUUUAUCGCCUCCGUUGAUGGAUCUCAUCGCUACGUGGACGGCGCAACAGUCUGGUCGACUUCCAGCCAAGUUGUAG